Molecule: messenger RNA, 558 nt
Organism: Racocetra fulgida
Lineage: Eukaryota; Fungi; Glomeromycota; Glomeromycetes; Diversisporales; Gigasporaceae
Source: the annotation of a GenBank genome assembly
GCUUAUGCACCAAUUAAUGUAGACGUUGAUAAGGUUAAAAGUAAUUUGUAUAAUGCAAUAAAUCACUAUUGGCCCAAUUUAACAACACCUAAAUUACUUUUGCCUAGUCUUUUGGAUCCUAGAUGUAAAAAUCUAUCUUUUGUCACAUUCGCUGAACGGUUUGCUACUGAAAAUCUACUUCGUGAAGAAUAUAAUAGGAUGAAAAAUAGUUUAGAUAAAGGAAAAAAAAAUGUAGUUAUAACGGAGACUCGUAUAAAAAAAAAUACUAAAACUAUGAUUGAGGAGAUUUCAGAGUAUUUAAAGCUUGAGGAGAUUGAUUUUGACUGUGAUCCUUUAGGGUGGUGGCAUGAGCGACGUAAUAAAUUCCCUGUUAUGAGCAGAUUAGCAAAAAAAUACUUGGCAGUUUUUGCAUCUUCAACGGCUAGCGAAAGGCUUUUUUCAAACGCGGGAAAUUUAAUAACUGCAAAAAGAACUCGUAUAAGUCCUAAAUUGUUUAAACGAUUAAUAUUUUUUAAAAAAAAUGAAAAACACUUGGAUAGUAUUUACCCAUCUAAAUAA